AUGUCCCGAGAGAAGUUAAAGUAUCGCCCACCACUGCCAAAAACUGUGCAAUGUACGCAUGAAAUUCUUCAAAAUUAUGAUGCGCUGGAGGACAUUUAUAUGGGAUGCGCAAUUUCAAAUAAUAAUAAUAAAUACGCACUGAUAUUCUCGAAUACCACAUUGUUAACCGCAUUAGGAAAUAAAAAAGAAAUUUACAUGGAUGGUACUUUUUUUGUUGUCCCGCAUACUCCUCCUUUCCAACAGCUCUAUACAAUGCACAUACGUUAUAAUGACACGGGAAUCGCUACCAUAUUUGCACUAUGCGAAUGUCGCACUGCGGCAAUGUAUGAAGCUAUAUUUAAGAAAAUUGUUUCACUUGUUCCGCAACUACAAGGUAAUUUACAAACUGUAAUGUGCGAUUAUGAAAAGGCUCCAAUGGAAGUUAUUCAAGCACAGUUCCCAACGGUUACCAUACAUGGUUGUUGGUUCCAUUUUACUCAGGCUCUUUUGAGGAGAUGGAGAAAAUUAGGAUUACACGGAACACCAAUUGAAAUUCUAUCAAUGGCUAUGACAAUGGCUUUAGCACCAGCGCAUAUGUUUCCACAAGCAUUAUAUGAAAUGCAGUUAGUGGCUGAUCGCUUAUGUGAUACUUACCCGAAUGUACUGCUGUUUAUGGCCUAUUUACGCAAUGUAUGGCUCUCCAUAUCUACACGGAUAAUUUAUCAAAAUUAAUAGCUGAUGAAACAA
Messenger RNA from Hylaeus volcanicus, 726 nucleotides. RefSeq lists its product as uncharacterized. Lineage: Eukaryota; Metazoa; Arthropoda; Insecta; Hymenoptera; Colletidae. The transcript has 5 exons. The record is from RefSeq and is a predicted model, not a curated record. Bases 1 to 711 code for a protein of 236 amino acids.